CGCAAAAAAGCCACAUUUAAAAAACCCGUUAGAACUAAGUUGAGUAACGAGAAAACCAAAAGUAGGUUCCAGGAACAACUGAGGUCACACUUAGGUAGUUCUGAAGACGAGGUUGAUCCAGAUGUUGCUUGGAAAGGCAUACAAUCAGCUGUGGAAACAGCAGUGACAUUUAUCAAUGAUUUAAACCACAGAGUUAUAAAGAUCCAAUGGAUUUCUUGAAGGUCUAUUGCACUGAUGGAUUCUCGUAAACUCAUCCCAUCAGGUUCUGAACAUGAUGAAGAGCGUAAAGAAAUCAGAUAUAGGUUAAGAAAAAUUCUAAGGAACGACCGUGAGCAGUGGUGGGUAACGAAAGCAAAAGAAAUGGAAAAGGCAGCAGCUAUAGAUAACACCAGACAGCUCUACAGAAUAAUAAAAGAAACUGGAAUUAUUAAGUCAAGUGUAAGUGAGAUUAUUUCGGAAAAAGACGAAACUCUCAUCCGCUCCCAGUCCAGACGUUUAGAACGAUGGGUGGAACAUUUCAACUGGCCCUCAGCUACUCUACAACUACCCUCCAUGCCCAGACAGUGUGAAUGGAACAUUGAAGUAGGUCCCCCAACUCUAGCAGAAGUUCAAAAGGCUAUAGUUAAUCUGAAACGAGGAAGGGCAGCUGGUCCAGAUGGAUUGGCUCCAGAGGUCUUUAAGGAUGGUGGUCCAAUUUUAGCGAUCAGGUUGACUAAUAUUUUAGCUAAGAUCUAGGAAUUAGACGUAAUCCCAUCUGACUGGUCACAAUCACUUAUCGUCCCAAUAUAUAAGAAAGGGUCAAAAUCAUCCUGUAACAACUAUAGAGAGAUUAGUUUAACUAAUAUAAUAUCUAAAAUACUAGCCUCGAUAAUUAUCAAACGCCUAACUAAGACUCGUGAACUGCAAACACGAGAGAAUCAAGCUGGCUUCAGACCUAGUGGUGGAUACAUCGACCACAUACUCACCAUUCGUCAGGUUCUAGAACACAGGCAUACUUAUCGGUGUCCGACAAGAGUGGUCUUUCUUGACUUAAAAGCAGCAUUUGACUCGGUAGACCGCGAGAUUCUGUGGCAGUGUCUGUCAUUGAAAGGCGUACCUCAGAAGUACAUAAACCUUGUGAAAGAUCUUUACUCGAACACUACCAGUCGAGUGAGAGCUUAUGGCGAACUUUCAUCUGCUUUUGUAACCUCAAGUGGUGUUCUUCAAG
This is a messenger RNA of Schistosoma margrebowiei, 1207 nucleotides long. The record is from the annotation of a GenBank genome assembly. NCBI's taxonomy places the organism in Eukaryota, Metazoa, Platyhelminthes, Trematoda, Strigeidida, Schistosomatidae.